AGCUUGCUAUAAAACCGCCAAAGAACACCAGCCUCGUUCAACAUCGCACCUGAGUCGCCAUGGCGCCGCAAGUUGGGCAAGAGGAAUCCAAGAAAGCUGAAGCAGAACUGAACAAGGUCAGAAAGCUUCCAGAGAACAAGAGGUGCGCAAACUGCCUGGCCAGUGGCUCCCCGCUGCUGUCGGCCGUGGUGAUGCCCUUCAAGAUCUUCGUGUGCAGCAACUGCAAGUCCGCCCAUCAAGCGUUCUCCCACCGUUGCAAGAGCACCCAGAUGAGUCUCUGGUCGAUGGAGGAGGUUCGCAGCCUCGAAGAUCACCACGGCGGUGGCAACCGCGCGGCGCAGGAGACGUACCUGGCGCAGGUCAGGGAUGAGGAACGACCACGGGAAGGUGACCACUUGGACGUUUACAAAGACUUUGUGAAGAAGGCCUACCUGGAGCAACGUUGGUGUGGGCCGCCCCGGCGUGAGAGAUCUGAUCCCCCUCAGCCUGCCAGCCGCUCCAACCUCUCCGCGGCGCCGGCAGCGCCCGGUGGCAGGGCGGCACGACCGGCGGCAGCGCCGCCGGCGAGCGUGGAUUUGCUGAGCGACUUCGAACCCUCCAAACCCACACCAGCGCCGGCACCGGCACCGGCGCCGGCGGUGAGCAACGGCUUUGAUCCCAAUGUGGGAAGUGGACCAACGAACGACUUUGGCUUCGAUCCCUUCGCCACGCCGGCAGCAGUGCCACCGCCCAUGCCGGGCAACCAGAACGCGGCACCCGCGAACCAGAUGCCGAUGCAGCCUGCCAACAAUGCCAUGUCGAAGAUGAAUGCGCCAAAUGCUGGAUGUAGCCCAGGCGUUGCCACCAUGGGCUUCCAACCCUCCAUGGGGAGCAGCGCCGGCAACGCCAUGGCUCCAUCCAUGUCACCCAUGGGCUGUGGUGCCUGUGGGGCCUCCGGGAUGAACAUGAUGAAUAACAACACCAGCGGCUUUGGCGACUUUGUCAGUGGUGGCUGCAGUGGUUCUGGUGGCUGUGGUGGCUGUGGCCCUUGCACUGGCUGCGGUGGAUGCUGUGGUGGAUGUGGUGGAGGAUUUGGCUGUGGCGGUUGUGGUAGCUGCGGCUGUGGUGGCUGCGGCGGCUGUGGUGGCUGCGGCGGCUGUAGUGGCUGCGGCUGUGGUGGCUGCGGAUGUGGCAGCUGCGGCUGUGGUGGCUGCGGAUGUGGCGGCUGCGGAUGUGGCGGCUGUGGAUGCGGCGGGUGCGGAUGUGGCGGUUUCGGAGGCUGCAACAAUGGCUAUGGUUGCGGUGGCUGCAAUGGCUGCAACGGCUGCAAUGGUUUUGGUGGCUGUGGUUGCGGUGGCUGUGGGUGUGGUGGAUGCAAUGGCUGCGGUGGAUGCAAUGGAUGUUCCCCCGGGAACGGGGGCUUCAACCCACAUGCUACGAACGUGGGAGGAAGUGCCCCACAGGCUGCACCCACCCUGGCAGAUCUCAAGCAGAACUUGCAGCACCUUUAUGCAACUUGCCUGCGGUUGAUUUUGAUGAGAAGGGUGCUGCCAGGUGAUGCUACACAGAAAGGUUUGUUGAAUUUGUUCAGGACCUUUGACGCAUUGAAGGUAGCUACAUAG
Messenger RNA from Cladocopium goreaui, 1601 nucleotides. The record is from the annotation of a GenBank genome assembly. Lineage: Eukaryota; Dinophyceae; Suessiales; Symbiodiniaceae.